AUGGCCUGCGGCACAGCCACCUCCGCCAAGAGGCAAUGGUUCCUCACCCGCGUCGUCAUCGUCGUUCUGUGCGAAGGUCCCCGCCGCGAUCCGCUCUGUCUCCUAGCUGUCACCAUCUUCGUCGAGACCAAUCCGCAGAACCCGGCUAAUGCCAAGCAAUUACGUGUACCCAUCUACUACAAGGACUGGCACGAGAUUGACAAGUUCUUCAAGAUAAUACCGCCGGCGAUGCAGAACGCAAGGUUUCGACUCGCGAACCGCGCACAAAAACGUGGCGCAGCUCAGGUGGUGGAUCUAGGCUGA
Messenger RNA from Phialemonium atrogriseum, 303 nucleotides. RefSeq lists its product as uncharacterized. The record is from RefSeq and is a predicted model, not a curated record. The transcript has a single exon. The coding region runs from base 1 to 303 and encodes 100 amino acids. Lineage: Eukaryota; Fungi; Ascomycota; Sordariomycetes; Cephalothecales; Cephalothecaceae.